GCUUUUUGGUUGGGGAUCAAACAGAGCUGCUGGCGCUGGCGCUGCCCGCUCUGCGGCUGCUCUCGUCGGACAGACGGACAAAAUGCGAGCAGUGAAGAGCAGCUCCGUGCGACAGCACGCUGGCCUUUCUCUCAAUUGCGCAGAACAGCGCGUCUCUGCUGCCGCUGCUUCUCUGCCGGGCGCGAUUGAAUGAGGGAAGGGAGGACGGAGGACCGAAUGAUUCAAUGAGGGAUUGAAUGAGGUGAGCGACACGCUGCUCGCAGCUCGCGGCGACGAGAGUCCGAAGGAACGUCGUCGAGGUCCGGUCGAGCGAGCGCCUGAAGGAAAAAUGGGAGCGAGCUUGCCGGCAGCAGAGAGGAUCUCUUGACGCCUUCGAACGAUAGCGGGCAGACGCUGUUUGUCAGUGUUGUCAGAGGCGAGCGAGCGAUUGGGAAGAGUCGACGAGACAGUGAGUAAAUUGAGGGGACGCAGAGAAUUCCAAGUCCGGUCCCAUAUAGACGAGCGAGGCGGCGUUGUAGAUCUUUCGGAGGCCUGGUGAAGGUGGCGGCGGUACGGAAGCGGGAGGCGUGGAGGUGAUGACGUAAUGAAUUAGUGGAAAGGAGAGAAUUAAUGGGUCAAAGAUUGGGGAGAGAGUCGGGCUGCGGCCACGACAGAAUUGGCAGCUCUCGGGGCCAAGAAAUUUCGGAGAUGAAUCGCGGAGUGUCAGAGACGAAGUAUGGACUAAUGACAUUCUGUAUCGAUGGAAGGUGGUGAAGUAACAGUGACCAAGUUGAAGAUUGACAGCAAGUCUGUAGGAAUUGAAAGUCGCAAAUGGAAGGGGACGCUGCGAAGGGGCAAGCCAGACCCAGCAAUGGACUUGUUGGAGUGGUGGGCGUCACUAAUCGUCUCAUCAACAAUCGGGUCGAACUCCGGGAUGAAAGCCAGAGAAUAUCGGGAAAAGGAGUUGACUGGGAUAAUUGCCGACGCAGUGCUUUGGCCAAAGCCGAAGACCUCCGACUGGAGCGGGAGUGGAACAACAGAGACCGCGUUCGCGAUGCCUCCAGGGAUCGAGAGAGGCUGAGGGAGGAAAUGGACAGAAGGAAUGCAGCUAAAAUGAAAGAAGACGACGCCAACAGAGCUCGGCUGAGUUCAGUGGCUGGACUGUACGAUCGAGAUGAUCGGAGAAAGAGGUUCAGAGACGAAGAUGAUCAUGACGACAGUGGACGGCUCAGAGAUCAAGCCAUGGACAGAGGUCGAGCUGAUCGGAGGCUAGAACCUGCCGAAGCAUUCAGAGACAGGGCUCGAGAUGAAAUAAAAGUCGAGUCCGCCUUCAUUGUCAGAGACAGAGUUAAGGAUGACCCUGUGGAUAGGACGAGGAUUGACCGAAAGCCCGAGCUCCCAGAAUCGUUCAGGGACAAGAGAGCCCUCCCACCUUUGGACUCUAUGCGAGAGAGGGGGGAUGAAAGGUUAACUGAGCUGAGAGACGACAGGAGAGUCGAGUCUUUGGAUGGCAUCCGGGGUCGAAGUGGAGAGAGGAGCACAGAUUUGCAGGACCGAUUUAAAGACGACCGGAAACCGGAUCUUUUGGAGGCGCCCAGGGACAGAGGGAGAGAUGAUCGGAUGUUAGGCUCUCCGAGAGACCGGAUAUGGGUGGAAUCCCGCGAAAGGAUGAGGGACGACAGAAGACCCGAACCCAUCGACAUGUUUCGAGACAGAUCGAGGGACGAUCAUAGGGGACGAGACGAUAGAAGAAUUGAAGCCUUGGGUCGUGGGCGUGACGAUCGUGGCAGAGUUGAGAGGCGAGAGCGGGACAGGGAUCGAAGAAUGGUCCCAUACGAAAGAGAUGGUGGCGGAAGAAUUGUGUACAGGUCCAGGCUACGGGAGGCGGACAGAGAGCGCGAACGAGCGAGAUUGCGAGAGAGAGCUGAGGAAAAUAAUGCCCAAAGAAAUGGAAAGGUGCCUCCGCCGCAGAAAGAGAGAGCAGGUGAGGAACGUGCUCGUAAGUACCAGCUGGAAGUUCUUGAGCAAGCUAAGGUGAAAAAUACAAUUGCCUUUCUGGAGACCGGGGCAGGCAAGACCCUCAUUGCUGUGCUUUUGAUGCAAAGUAAGUACGAGCUGAUGCGCAAAGAGCGGAAAAAAAUGUUGGCAGUUUUCCUGGUCCCCAAAGUUCCUCUUGUUUAUCAGCAAGCAGAGGUGAUACGCGAUCGCACCGGUUAUGAGGUCGGUCAUUAUUGUGGAGAAAUGGGACAAGAUUUCUGGGAUGCCCGGCGGUGGCAGAGAGAGUUUGAGAGCAAGGACGUGCUAGUGAUGACAGCACAGAUUUUGCUGAACAUUCUGAGACACAGUAUCGUGCGAAUGGAAGCUAUACACUUGCUUAUUCUUGACGAGUGUCAUCAUGCGGUCAAGAAACACCCUUACUCGUUAGUGAUGUCUGAGUUUUAUCAUAUAACACCAAAAAACAGCAGACCAGCUGUUUUUGGAAUGACGGCUUCUCCUGUCAACUUAAAAGGAGUCUCUAGCCAAGAGGACUGUGCCAUCAAAAUUCGGAACCUUGAAAGCAAACUCGAUUCCAUAGUCUGCACAAUUAAAGAUCGUAAAGAACUUGAGAUGCACGUUCCUACUCCCUCAGAAAGUCUGGUAGAAUACGAUAAAGCUGCAACAUUAUGGUCUUUACGGGAGCAGAUUAAGCAGAUGGAAGCAAAGGUCGAAGAAGCAGCGAAUGCAAGUUCAAAGCGUAGCAAAUGGAGGUUUAUGGGUGCAAGAGAUGCUGGUGCUAAGGAAGAACUACGACUUGUAUAUGGUGUUUCGGAGAGAACAGAAAGUGACGGAGCUGCUAGUUUGGGCCAGAAGUUGAGAGCCAUCAUAUAUGCACUUGAUGAGCUUGGUCAGUGGUGUGCUUACAAGGUGGCAAUGUCGUUUUUAACAAGCUUGCGAAAUGACGAGAGAGCCAACCAUCAGUUGGAUGUCAAGUUUCAAGAAUCAUACUUGAAAAAAGUUGUGGUUCUUUUGAGGUGUAGAUUGUCCGAAGGAGCAGUAGGCAGUAAAGAUGGAGUUGAAGGUGAUGUAAUCCCGGAAGGUGAUAAGGAAGAAUUGCCUGAGGAAGUUGAAGAAGGGGAGCUCCCAGAUACUCAUGUGGUUUCCGGUGGCGAACAUGUGGAUGAAGUUCUUGGGGCAGCAGUUGCAGAUGGGAAAGUUACUCCGAAAGUGCAGUCUUUGAUCAAGAUUCUCCUUGGAUAUCAGCACACUGAUGAUUUUAGAGCUAUCAUAUUUGUUGAACGAGUGGUGGCAGCUUUGAUAUUGCCAAAGGUUUUCGCCGAGUUGCCGUCACUCAAGUUUGUGAAGUGCGCGAGUUUGAUUGGGCAUAACAACAACCAAGAUAUGCGCACACGGCAAAUGCAGGAGACUAUCGCAAAGUUUCGGGAUGGACGGGUUACUCUGUUGGUCGCUACAAGUGUUGCAGAGGAAGGUUUGGAUAUCAGACAGUGCAAUGUUGUCAUUCGUUUUGAUCUUGCGAAGACUGUUCUUGCUUACAUACAAUCCAGAGGUCGAGCACGGAAACCUGGUUCAGACUAUGUGCUCAUGCUCGAAAGGGGUAACACCACUCAUGAAGCUUUUUUACGAAAUGCAAGGAACAGUGAGGAGACUCUCAGAAGAGAGGCAAUCGAAAGAACUGAACUUAGUGUGUAUAAGGAAGCUGCUCUAUUGGCAUCUCUUGAAAGUUGCGAUGGAGAAGUUUAUCAAGUUCCUUCUACCGGUGCUAUGGUUAGCCUAAACUCCGCAGUGGGUUUGAUUCAUUUCUACUGCUCUCAGCUUCCUACUGACAGAUAUUCCAUCUUAAGACCAGAAUUUAUCAUGAGUCAGCAUGAUAAAGAAGGGGGAACCGCGAAGUAUUCAUGCAAAUUGCAGCUUCCUUGCAAUGCACCCAUUGAAACCGUGGAGGGUCCGUUAUGUUCUUCGAUCAGAGGUGCUCAGCAGGCUGUGUGCUUAGAAGCAUGCAAGAAACUGCACGAAAUGGGAGCAUUCACGGAUAUGCUAUUACCUGACAAAGGGACAGGAGAAGAAGCUGAGAAGCUGGAGGAGGGAGAAGAGGGAGAGCCACUACCUGGAACUGCCCGUCAUAGGGAAUAUUAUCCGGAAGGCAUUGCCGAAGUGCUGCAGGGAGAUUGGAUCAAGGAUAAUCUGGAUAGUGAAGAGAAGACUGUUUCCUUAUAUAUGUACAAGGUGGCAUGUGAAAAUAAAGGCUUCUCCAAAGAUACUCUUCUGACAGAAACGUCCGAUUUCGCUCUCAUAUUUGGAAGACAGCUGGACUCAGAGGUACUUACCAUGUCAAUGGAUUUAUUUGUAGCUCGGACAAUGACCACCAAAGCAUCGUUAGUCUUCAGUGGAUCUAUUGAGCUUACGAUGACUCAGCUGACGAAGUUGAAAAGCUUCCACGUGAGACUUAUGAGUAUCGUACUAGAUGUGGACGUGGAGCCCACAACUACUCCUUGGGAUCCAGUUAAAGCAUACCUUUUUGUACCUAUCCAACUUCUGGCCGAUGAGGAAUCAGCCAAGCUCAUACAUUGGACUCUUGUCGACACCAUUUUGGAAACCGAGGCCUGGAAAAAUCCUUUGCAGCGUGCAAGGCCAGAUGUUUUUCUGGGAACAGAUGAGCGUGCCCUUGGUGGGGAUCGUAGAGAAUACGGUUUUGGGAAACUGCGGUAUGGACAGGCCUUUGGUCUGAAAGCUCAUCCAACUUAUGGAAUUAGAGGAGCCAUAGCUCCGUUUGAUACCGUCAAAGCUUCUGGUUUGGUGCCCAACCGUGAGGUUGUGGAAAAAUUGGAAGAGCAAGAGCCUGUAGAGGGAAAGCUGUUGAUGGCUGAUAGCUUGAUGGACAUCGACGGGCUUGUUGGUAGAGUGGUAACAGCUGCUCAUUCCGGGAAGAGAUUUUACGUAGAAUCUGUUCGCUUCGAAAUGAAUUGUGAGAGUUCUUUUCCAAGAAAAGAUGGGUAUUUGGGUCCUCUUGAAUACACAUCAUACGCAGAUUACUACAAACAAAAGUAUGGAGUAGAGCUUGUAUGCAAGAAGCAACCGUUAAUUCGAGGACGUGGAGUUUCCCACUGCAAGAACCUUCUGUCACCUCGUUUCGAAUCCUCGGACGGUGGCAUGGGCAAUCCCGAAGAACCGUUGGACAAAACAUAUUACGUGAUGCUUCCACCAGAGUUGUGCUUAGUCCAUCCCCUUCCAGGACCUCUGGUGAGAGGUGCUCAGAGGCUUCCUUCGGUAAUGAGGCGGGUGGAGAGUAUGCUGCUGGCAAUUCAACUCAAACAUCUGAUAAACUAUAAGAUACCUGCUUCGAAGGUGUUGGAGGCUUUGACUGCAGCUUCUUGUCAGGAGACUUUUUGUUAUGAACGUGCAGAGCUACUAGGAGAUGCGUACUUGAAGUGGGUCGUCAGUAGGAGGCUUUUUCUUACAUAUCCUAGCAAACACGAGGGUCAGCUUACUCGAAUGAGACAGCAAACUGUCAGUAAUUCUGUUCUGUACCAAUAUGCGUUGGAGAGGGGAUUGCAAAGUUAUAUACAAGCAGAUCGCUUCGCUCCAUCAAGAUGGGCUGCCCCUGGCGUGCCUCCUGUGUUUGAUGAGGAGACCAAGGAUGGAGAUGACGUGGAGUUAGCUGACGGCAAGGUAGAAGAUCCUCUGAAGGAGGAGGCUGCAAAGCCCGUGGAACCUGUUGUGGAGGAAAUUAUUGAUGAUGAUUAUAUGGAGGAUGGGGAGAUAGAAGGAGAUUCCAGUGCAUACAGAGUACUUUCCAGCAAGACUUUAGCUGAUGUUGUGGAGGCUCUGAUUGGAGUGUACUAUGUUGAAGGUGGUCAAAGAGCUGCCACUCAUCUAAUGAAUUGGAUUGGUAUUCCGGUAGAGUUUGAUCCUGCCGAUGGGCUGCAAGCAAGAGUUGGCUGCACUGUGCCUGAGAGCGUUUUGAGAAGUAUAGACUUCGAUGGGCUCGAGGCUGCAAUUGGACAUAAGUUCAAUGAGCGAAGCUUGUUGGUGGAAGCCAUUACUCACGCUUCAAGACCUUCUUCAGGGGUCCCAUGCUACCAACGACUUGAAUUUGUGGGUGAUGCCGUCUUAGAUCAUCUCAUCACCCGUCACCUGUUUUUCAGCUAUACCGACCUUCCGCCAGGUCGCUUGACAGAUUUGAGGGCUGCUGCCGUGAACAAUGAAAAUUUCGCUAGAGUGGCAGUAAAGCACAAGUUCCAUAUACACUUGAGACAUGGGUCGAGUGCUCUUGAAACUCAGAUUCAUGAUUUCGUCAAGGACAUUCAAACCGAGCUGGAUAAGCCCGGUGUAAACUCCUUUGGUCUAGGGGAUUUCAAAGCACCGAAGGUGCUUGGAGAUAUCUUAGAAUCAAUAGCAGGAGCAGCUUUCCUGGACACCGGCCUCAACACAGAUCAAGUUUGGAAGGUGUUUGAGCCACUACUACAACCAAUGGUGACUCCCGAGACCCUGCCAAUGCAUCCUGUGCGGGAGUUGCAAGAGCGGUGCCAACAGUUAGCUGAAGGCCUUGAGUAUAAAUCUUCUCGUCAGGGUAAUCUUGCUUUUGUUGAAGUUUACGUCGAUGGGGUCCAAAUAGGUUCUGCUCAAAAUCCACAGAAGAAGAUGGCUCAAAAGCUUGCUGCAAGGAACGCGCUGGUUAUCUUAAAGGAAAGGGAAUCCACCAGGGAAGCUGCUGCAAAAGCAGCCGCCCUCGAAAACGGAGAUGUUGGAGGGAAGAGCAACAACAAGACUGCUCCAUUCACGAGGCAGACACUCAAUGACAUUUGCUUGAAACGCCAGUGGCCAAUGCCGCAGUACAAGUGUGUCACAGAAGGUGGUCCCGCACAUGCGAAGAGAUUCACGUACUCUGUUCGCGUUCAUACUACCGAAAGUGGGUGGACCGACGAAUGCGUGGGAGAGCCAAUGCCCAGCGUCAAGAAAGCAAAAGAUUCAGCUGCGGUGCUUUUGCUUCAGCAUCUAAAACGGUGGUAAGUAAACUUGAUCGGCCUGUACCUGAUGCUUAAGAGAACGUGAGUCAAAAUUUUGCCCUUCACUCUAAAUAUGCUUUCCUAUGAGAACAUCGAGAUGACCUCGUCACCGAAGGAUGAAUCCACAAAAGCCACUUUGAAGGCUGAGUUGAAGAUAUCAUACUUCACCAUGGACUCAUGGCUGACAGCAGAGGUAUCUUUUAACAUCGCUUAGGGCAAUCAUUGAUUACUGUAAACAAUUCAGUUACGAAUAAGAUUAUGGCUGCUUGCCAUACCGGCUGUACUUUCAAUUCUCAUUCCAACAUUGAAGAUGAGGGAUGACACGGAUCAAAUUAUCCUGGGAUCUUUUUCUUGGGAGUGCCAUGGACAUGUAUCAUUAUUCUAAGGACAUCCGUUUAUUGAUUAACGACGAGGUUACUGGCGGAGUAAGUUUUCCGCUUCUUCAC
Messenger RNA from Marchantia polymorpha subsp. ruderalis, 7426 nucleotides. The record is from the annotation of a GenBank genome assembly. NCBI's taxonomy places the organism in Eukaryota, Viridiplantae, Streptophyta, Marchantiopsida, Marchantiales, Marchantiaceae.